AAUUUAUCAGAUUUUUGGUGAUUUAUUGACAGAUACAACAAUGAACCAAAAGAGUUUGGAGAUGGCAAAUCUGAGACCCCAAGACUCAAGUUAUUCAUGACGAAAGAUGAGGUUGGGUUUUACGACAGUGCAGUAGAAAUGAGGUCAGCAGCUGAAUGUUUGGCCAAGUAUGAUGAACUCAUUGACCUUGACAUUUGUUCCCCAACCUUCAAUGCCAAGAGAGUAACUGACAUCGUCUUGGAACAUCAAGAUCGGCUCAUCUGUGAUGUCAUUUUGGACCAGCUGAUUUUGCCAGGCGUUGGGAACAUCAUUAAAAACGAGGCUCUCUUCAAUGCAGGUAUUAACCCGAACAGUAAAGUGAAAGAGUUGAGUCGGGAAUUGGUGGCUUUCCUGGUCAAGAUGAACAGGGAUUUUACUAAUAUAUUUUACAAGUGUCGCAAGGAAGGGAAAGAUUUGCGCAAACACAUGAACAUUUAUCGCAAAUCAAAAUGUCCUGAAUGUGGUGGAAAAGUAACCAAAUGCAAACCUGGUGAAUAUGAAAGAGCAACAUUUUUCUGCCCAUCAUGCCAGACAAAUACCCUAAAGUCUUUAAAGAAACUUCCUACAAAGAAUUCACUUCUGGGAUGGGUAACAGCUAACAAAGAUAUGAUACCGUGGAAUUGUAGAAUCUGCACUCUUGAGAACAAGCCUGCAAGUAGCAGAUGCAGUGCUUGCUUCACACCAAGAUUUCUAGAUUCACCAAACAAGAGCCAACGCCAUUUGCAAUCUGAGGUCCCUUUGCAGCUGCAACAAGACCACUCUGAGGAAAGCCAAUUGCCCUGCCCUUCACCUUGUAUGCCACUGUCUUCCCCACGGCUGCAGUGCACCCCUUCCAGCAGCACCAGUUCUCCUGAGGCAAGAGUGCCUGCCAAGAAACAUGUUCUCUCUGAUGAAGAACAUCCAGACAGGGGCUUGCAAAGAAAGUACAAAUUUAAAAGGCUCGGCAAUUCCCCUGCAAGUCUUCCAAGCACCCCACCCCCAGUGUCCCAGUUGAAUUCAGCACUUGUUGACACGCCAGUAACUCACCAAACAAGAUCACAGAGAAGUCUUGCUCCUCCCACACCCAAGACAAGAAAUACACUGAAAGCUGAGAGAGAAGUAGCACCAGUUUUGUGUUCUGGCCACAAGUUCCCAGCACGUAAAUUGAGAGCUGAAAAAAGUGCUGAAAACAGAGGACGAAUUUUCUAUGUGUGUGACUUACCAAAAAAGAACCAGUGUAAUUUUUUCAUGUGGGGAGAUGCACACCAUCCUCUUUGUGGUCAUGGGAAAAUUACAGUCAUCCGUGAAGUAUUGAAGCAAAAUGCCAAUAAUGGUCGAGAAUUCUAUUGCUGUCCAUUUCCAAAGACCAAACAAUGUGACUUUUUCCAAUGGGUUAAUGAUGUUACGGCAAAAUAGAUGACCUGCCAGAAUUUUUAUUUUUGUCUUAGGGCCAGGAUAGCAUGACUCUCAUCCAGAUCAGUGUAAUAUUGGGAUGGGGGUCAGGUCUUGUCAAUUAUAAUUGCCUAUGUCAAUGGAAAAUUUGUCUCUUAUUUUUUAUUACUGAUGUAUUUCAGACAGUGAUAUUUAGAGAAGUAAAAUACUAUAGUAACAUAGAACUUGACAGCUAUUGUGAUUUUUUCUUCUUUUUAGGUACAAAACUUUUAUAUGAAUGUCAUAUCCAUGUAUGUUACAUGAUCCUAUUUCAUAACUAAAUUAAUAGUUUUAAAAUUUAUUUAAAAAUCUGAUGAAAAAAUAUAUAAUA
Penaeus monodon (black tiger shrimp) is the source of this 1780-nucleotide messenger RNA. Its product is annotated as endonuclease 8-like 3. Bases 97 to 1434 code for a protein of 445 amino acids. Gene Ontology annotation, biological process: base-excision repair. The transcript is spliced from 8 exons. Gene Ontology annotation, molecular function: damaged DNA binding; DNA-(apurinic or apyrimidinic site) endonuclease activity; zinc ion binding. Gene Ontology annotation, cellular component: nucleus. NCBI's taxonomy places the organism in Eukaryota, Metazoa, Arthropoda, Malacostraca, Decapoda, Penaeidae. The record is from RefSeq and is a predicted model, not a curated record.